This is a messenger RNA of Seminavis robusta, 1555 nucleotides long. NCBI's taxonomy places the organism in Eukaryota, Bacillariophyta, Bacillariophyceae, Naviculales, Naviculaceae. The record is from the annotation of a GenBank genome assembly.
CUGCUGCUGCAAGCGACUUGGAGCGACAAAAGCAAAGAUGAUUGGAAAUACCAUCAUACAGUACGCUGUUGGCGACGACCGAUUCGAUUCUAUUAGAAAGGGCAAGAUGGCAGAGGAUAAGAGUUUGACGGAAGCAUGCAGUAAAUGCGUGGGUGAGGCAGAAAGCUGGAGGUGCCAAAAAUGAGGAUGACGUCAGCGAAAGAUCUCUGCUUCCACACCCCUCACAACGUUGUGCCGAAGCGCAAAGGAUGGACAUCAGCCAUCAGCUACCGGUAUGCAUAGCCGACUGCCGUAAGCUACGAUGGCCAUCACUCAGCAUCUUGUCAUCCUGGUUGUGUCUUUAUCCAUUGCUGCUGAAGUACAUGCAUUUAUCCCUUUCAUUACCUCAGAGCCGGCUUUCAAACUUGAGCAAACUUGCCGUGCUCGCGACAGCCAUGGUAAUGUACCGGUGGGAUCUUCCAAUCAGUGGUACCGAUCAUCACGGCAAACGGCCACUGCUUGCAACCAUACAGACAAAGUUGACAAUGACUCGCUGUCUCAUUGGCUGUCAUCUCCAGAGCUGUACGCUGAACGACUGGGCUUGUCGGUGGAUCAAGUCCAGCGGCACAAACAAGAGCACUACGCCGCCUCGGAAGCCUUGCAACAACAAAUGAAACAGACAAAGAUCACUGGCGCCGAAAAACAUCAAUUGAUUUGCGAGCAUCGAUAUCGGCAUGGCAAACAUCCCUUUGUCUGCCCCACCUGCUGGUGUUACGGUCCCAUUUGUCUCUGUGAUGAUGCAGCUGCAACAGACAGAAUACCCCUGACCAAUACGGUCAAGCAGGUGAUUCUUUGGACGCAUCACCGAGAAUGGGGAUCCAUUUCCAAUUCGGGCUCGCUUCUACCGCUCCGACUAGACAAUACUCAACUUUUCAUGAAGGGUCUCCCUCAACAUGAUGCUGCAUUCCAGAAAAUCCUAGACACAAACGACAAUCUUGUGGUGCUCUGGCCAGACAACAAUGACAACAAUGACACAAACCCCAAGGAGGUGGAUGAUGACGACCGGAUAAGCUGGCAAGAUCUUGAAACAAUGUUGCUACGCGGCAAUAAUCAAAGUGAAGAACAUGGUUUGAUUUUGAUUGCUCUGGAAGGAACUUGGCGCACGGCUAGACGCAUGGUAUCCAAACUACCAGCCAAAGUGAAGCGCAUAUCUCUGCCGACACAAGUUGCCUUUUGGAACCAUUCCAUAAUGGCCAAGGAAAACACAGCAACAACCAUAUCGCAAGACACAACAAGGCAAUCCAUAUUACAACCACUGCGGCGGCAAGAAGGUGGAAAUCCGGACAACCUCUGCACUGCCGAAGCCGUCACGGCCGCGUUGGUGGGGCUUGGAUUGCCACCCACAGAUGGAAAUCAAAUCUUGCAUCUCGUCCAGAAAAAGGUUGACCGGACGAGGCGCUACCAAGGGAAACGAACCAGAUAGCCUCUACAAGUGAAGCAUGAAAAGAUCUUAACUUGAAUAUUGUUUCUAUUAGCUAGCUGAAAGGAGGUCUGUUUGCAGGAUUGAAUUUCCGCA